Molecule: messenger RNA, 4104 nt
Organism: Odobenus rosmarus divergens (Pacific walrus)
Lineage: Eukaryota; Metazoa; Chordata; Mammalia; Carnivora; Odobenidae
Gene: EPB41L3
Product: erythrocyte membrane protein band 4.1-like 3
Exons: 20
Coding region: 356-2974 (872 amino acids)
Biological process (GO): cortical actin cytoskeleton organization
Cellular component (GO): cytoskeleton; plasma membrane
Molecular function (GO): actin binding; structural molecule activity
Source: RefSeq, a predicted model, not a curated record
UAAUGCUAUUGGCAACGGUCUCGAGGCGUUGUCCCCGAGCCAGACCCUGCGCCAGGAUGAAGAAGCCUGUUACAACCUAACUGUCCUGAAGUGCUGCGGUGGCCCCCUCCCCCGCAGCUGGGAGGCGACGGCAGGACGGGGUUGGCUUUCUCUGCGCCGGCUCUGGGCGUGUGCCCCAGCCGCAGCUCCGCGGAGCCUCCGAGCCGCCUGCAAAGGGGGGCGGGGGCGAGCAGCCCGCGUCUGCGGCUUCCUCCCCACGCCCGAGCCUCCUGCGCACAGCCGGGAGGACGCCAGCCCGAGCCUCGUCCCCACGCCGCGGCGCGCGGGCUGCCUGCCCAGCCGAGAACAAUCAACCAUGACGACCGAAUCUGGCUCAGACUCGGAAUCCAAGCCCGAGCAGGAGGCUGAGCCCCAGGAGGCGGCGGGGGCGCAGGGGCACGCGGGGGCGCCGCAGGGCCCGGGGCCCGAACCCAGCGGCGAGGAGCAGCACCAGGCCCUCGAGCAGUUCGAGGCCGCGGCGCACAGCACCCCUGUGAGGAAGGAGGUCACUGACAAGGAACGGGAGUUCGCUGCUGGGGCUGCAAAACAGCUCGAAUAUCAGCAAUUGGAAGACGAUAAACUUUCUCAGAAAUCAUCUAGCAGUAAACUAUCUCGAUCUCCAUUAAAGAUUGUCAAAAAGCCUAAAAACAUGCAGUGCAAAGUGAUACUUCUGGAUGGAUCAGAAUAUACCUGUGAUGUGGAGAAACGCUCCAGAGGCCAGGUGCUGUUUGAUAAAGUAUGUGAACAUCUGAAUUUGCUGGAAAAAGACUAUUUUGGGCUUACGUAUCGAGAUGCUGAAAACCAGAAGAAUUGGCUGGACCCUGCUAAGGAAAUAAAAAAACAGAUUCGAAGUGGUGCUUGGCACUUUUCAUUUAAUGUGAAAUUUUACCCACCAGACCCCGCCCAGCUAUCUGAAGAUAUCACCAGGUACUACCUCUGCCUACAAUUGCGAGAUGACAUCGUGUCCGGAAGGCUGCCCUGCUCCUUUGUCACCCUGGCCCUGCUGGGCUCCUACACUGUCCAGUCCGAACUUGGAGACUAUGACCCAGAUGAAUGUGGGAAUGAUUACAUUAGUGAGUUCCGCUUUGCGCCAAACCACACGAAAGAACUGGAAGAUAAAGUGAUCGAGCUGCACAAGAGCCACAGAGGAAUGACGCCAGCAGAAGCAGAGAUGCAUUUCUUGGAAAAUGCCAAAAAACUGUCCAUGUAUGGGGUUGAUUUACAUCAUGCCAAGGAUUCUGAAGGAGUAGAAAUUAUGUUAGGAGUUUGUGCGAGUGGUCUGUUGAUAUAUCGUGACCGACUGAGAAUCAACAGAUUUGCCUGGCCCAAGGUUCUAAAAAUUUCAUACAAACGGAACAACUUUUACAUUAAGAUUCGGCCGGGAGAGUUUGAACAAUUUGAAAGCACCAUUGGGUUUAAGCUGCCAAACCAUCGAGCUGCCAAGCGUUUAUGGAAAGUGUGUGUUGAACAUCAUACAUUUUUCAGACUGUUGUUACCAGAAGCACCUCCAAAGAAAUUCCUGACCUUGGGCUCCAAGUUUCGUUAUAGUGGCAGGACACAAGCCCAAACAAGAAGAGCCAGCGCGUUGAUAGAUCGCCCUGCCCCUUACUUCGAACGCUCGUCCAGCAAACGUUAUACCAUGUCUCGUAGCUUGGAUGGAGCGUCAGUGAAUGAAAACCAUGAAAUCUACAUGAAGGAUUCUGUGUCUGCUGCAGAGGUUGGUACUGGCCAGUACGCCACAACAAAGGGCAUCUCUCAGACCAACUUGAUCACCACCGUGACUCCGGAGAAAAAGGCCGAGGAGGAACGGGACGAAGAAGAGGACAGGCGAAAACGACUGGAAGAAGUCACCCCGGUCGCGGCAGCACGGCACGAGGGCAAGACCGACAGUGAACGCACGGACACGGCAGCAGACGGGGAGACCACGGCCACUGAGGAGCUAGAUAAAACUCAAGAUGACCUGAUGAAACAUCAAACCAAUAUUAGUGAGCUGAAAAGAACCUUUUUAGAAACCUCCACAGACACUGCCAUCACGAAUGAAUGGGAAAAGAGGCUUUCUACCUCCCCAGUGCGACUAGCCACCCGGCAGGAGGAUGCACCUAUGAUCGAGCCGCUCGUCCCCGAAGAGAAAAUGGAAACCAAGACUGUGUCCAGCAAGGUAGAGGCAGAAGCAAGCCAGCACCCCCCACCACUUAGCACCGAGAAGGUUGUGCAGGAAACCGUGUUGGUGGAGGAACGACCUGUGAUGAAUGUGCAUGCGAGUGGGGAUGCCUCUUACGUGGCUGGAGAUGACUUGGAUGCCGCAGCCCAGGCAGCAUCUGCUGAUGCUUCUAGCUUGAAAGGGAAGGAGGGCUCUGCUCUGAUGGAGGGAGCUGAGGAGGAGAAGGGGGAGGUGGCCGAGAAAGCUGUCCUCAAACAGAAAGAGACGGCCACUGCUUCCCACGAGCCAGUGGAGGAGCAGAGUGCAACAAUCCACGUUUCUGAAACUUGGGAACAAAAACCUCAUUUUGAGUCAUCAGCUGUGAAGACAGAAACCAGCAGUUUUGGCAGUGUUUCACCAGGAGGAGUAAAGCUAGAAAUUUCUACCAAGGAAGUACCGGUCGUUCACACGGAAACAAAAACCAUCACAUAUGAAUCAUCACAGGUUGAUGCUGGUGCGGAUUUGGAGCCAGGCGUGCUAAUGAGUGCACAGACGAUCACAUCUGAAACCACCAGUACCACGACCACCACCCACAUCACCAAAACUGUGAAAGGAGGCAUUUCAGAGACAAGAAUUGAAAAGCGGAUAGUCAUCACAGGAGAUGCCGACAUUGACCAUGACCAGGCGCUGGCUCAGGCAAUUAAAGAGGCCAAAGAGCAGCACCCUGACAUGUCAGUGACCAAAGUAGUGGUCCAUAAAGAGACAGAGAUCACACCAGAAGAUGGAGAGGAUUGACCCCAGGAAUAACUUAGCCUGCACAUGAAUCCAGUCAUGCAAACCAUUAGGAAAACCAGAGCCUAUAUGGAGUUCCCUCUUCUAACCCAACUGACUUGUAUCUGCCCAUGGAAAAUUCAACCCAGAAGAACUGACCUUGACCAUUAAUAAAGACACUGGCAGAGAGAUCUUCCCAUAAUAAAGCAAUCCGAAUCAGCAUCACAAAACUGAUAUUGCAUGAAGCAACGAUAAAAUUACAAAAGAGUAGCAUUUUUAAUUUCCACCAAGUGUCUAAGUUUUCAGCUAUACCUGCACGUUCAUAACCAACAAUAUAAACCGUGAUCUCAUGUAACACAUAAACAAUUCAUGCCUUUCAUAGUUUAUUAUUAAAGUCUAAACAAAAUCGCCAUUUCUUAGGUGACAGAUCUUUUGUUUACAGACAAAUGAAGAUUACCCUAAAAUGCUAGAAGCUGUCUAGGUCCGAUGUGUCAGGUUUAUCCCAGAUUAGAUGUGCCAAUAACCGAGUUUAUUCAGUAAACAACUUGAAUCUCGUACUUGUUUCACCUGGUUUUAUUAUUCUCACCCAUACACAGCAACGACUCUCAAUCCUCUGGAAAUAUUUAAUGCUUACAAUCCUGCUUUGUGUAUCUAAUUUGAUUCGUUAUAAGGUAGUACUGAUUUUAGCAUAUUAAUGUGAUUUCUUCCUUGUUUGCUUUGGUCUGCGUCCAACCUGGAAAGCUUCCAAGAUUUCCCUAACAAGUCCUAAAUAUGUAAAUUGUCAUUAUUUGGGGGAAGAAAACCUGUUUUUGUUAGUUUACGAUAUUAUGGAAUUUCACUCCAGAAAAAGCUGUUGGGCUUCUGUUGCUUUGUUUUCUCUCUUCGUUUCUUCUUCCUUGUGUUUUUAAGUUGAUUUUACUUUUACUUGAAAAAGAAAAAAGUGUUUUAUUUCCAAAUCUGGUCCAUAUUUACAAUCUAGUUCAGAGCCAAGCCUUAAAUUGUACAGAAUUUCCACUGUAAUUAAACUAUUUAGUGUUUAGUUAUAAAUAGCCUUCAAAAAGAUAUAUUCUCCAUUACACUGUCAACUGCAUCACACAGCCCAUGGUGAAUGUAUGUUUCUGCAUAGCAAAAUAAAAAUGGUAAAUGCAUUUAAA